This is a messenger RNA of Sinocyclocheilus rhinocerous, 2335 nucleotides long. RefSeq names its product orofacial cleft 1 candidate 1 (gene ofcc1). The transcript is spliced from 15 exons. The record is from RefSeq and is a predicted model, not a curated record. The coding region runs from base 48 to 2282 and encodes 744 amino acids. Lineage: Eukaryota; Metazoa; Chordata; Actinopteri; Cypriniformes; Cyprinidae.
AGCGAGGGAAGACGGAGGAAAAGGUGUGGGCGAGGAAGCAGAGAGUAAUGUCGCUCUUACGGGGAAAUUCAAAGAUUAGGCACAUAGAUGAAGAAGAAGCCGUUCUGCAGGACAGACUCUAUGCUGGGUUCCAGCGGGCGGAGAAUCGCUUGCUGAAUUCUCUGCGUCAACGCCAGGCUGAGGUCGUCAACCAAUAUGGUGAAAUUAUUGAAGAGACCAAAAACUCAGAGCCACUGGGCAUUGAAUCUGACCUCCACUGGCAGGUGGAAUGGACUCGGACCCCGGAGCCCAUAGAGGUGCUUGUUUUGUGUUUGAGGGCCGUGAGAGAGAAGCUGCCCAGAGGUCUGUACUCACUGAGCGUGUCUCUUCAGACUCAACUGGGCGGCCGCACGCUGCACUGGUCCCGUCUGCAGGAGCAGCAGUGGGUUGGAAGAACAGAACCCGUGGAACACCAGGGCCGAUACUUUGACAUAGAGCUCAACAUUAACCAGAGCCUCUACAUGGUCUUGCCUGCAUCAUGUGAUCUGUUGCCGUCCAGUGUGUUAGUGUUCAAGCUGUUAUCUCUGCCUGGAGAUCACAGUCAUGUGAGUUCUGUGGUGGGCUGGGGUGCAUUUCCCGUCUGCGACUGCUCCCUCCAACUCUUCAAUGGCAAGUUCAAGACCCCUCUCUUGCGUGGCAGUCUGAACCCCUCACUCAACCAGUUCCGCAGAAUUGAGCAUCUGCUUUCCACUGACCUGGACAACUGGCUAUGCAACCUCUACUUCCAGGUGAAGAGACUCCCACGGGGCAGCACCGGGGUGCCAGAGCGCAGCUUCACCCUGCAGAUCCCUUCUCACCCCCAGCUGAGCUCCAGCCAGGGGCUUCAUCCCCAUCAGGACACCUCCAUCCGCUCCUCUGCUUCUCUGCCAGGUAAGAGCCCCAGUGGAGCUGUGUCAGCCUCUGAGCCCAGCAACCAGACAAACCGCCCCAUCGCUGAGAAAACCGAGGCCGAAAUUCAUAGCAAGAGCGGCAGGCAGAAGAAGAUAAUCGAGAGAAACAGUGAGGCGCUCAAACCUCUCCCUAAAGAUCAGCUAGACCAGUUCACCUUCGCUGUGAGAUCUCAGCACCACAAUCAGCACAGGUCUGCCGCUGUGUGCUGUGGGACGGGCGAGAGAACACGUCUGGCAGUGCGUCUCCUCCCGUCACUGCUCGGUUUGUCCUGCCAUCCACGUUCUCAUCUGUCUCAGAUCAGUCUGACCAUUCUCCUGUUCGGCGUAAUGUGGUUUCCCCGUCUGUACCUUCAUUACUGCAGCCAGUGGCUCUUCCUGCAGGCUCAACAUAUCCCCAUCAACAGAUUUGGGUUGGGUGCGCACACGGUGGAUCUGGUCUAUCAGGGUUCGCUGCUGUCUACCCUGGAGGAGGUUCUGCUGGUGCUGCUGGGCCCCCUGACCUUGAAUGCAGCUACGCUACUGCUGCUCCUGAUCAGAUGGGGCUGUCAGCUAGCGUUUGGCUCACCGCCCUCCUUCCUGUCAAAGUUUAUCAUGGCUGCGGCGGUGUGGACAGUGCUGGACCCUCUGGCGGUCUUUGCUGUGGAUGCCGUCCUGGGGCGUCUGUCCUACAGUGCAGAGGAACCGUUAGCAGAUGCUGCUAAGCUGUACUGGCAUUUCUUUCGGACUGAGCAGUCGGGCACAGCAGGCAUCAUCAUCACACUCUUCUUGUACGGUGUCCACUGCAUCCUCUCCUUCACCUUCCUUUAUGUUUACUUCCUCAGACUUCACAAUGAUGGGAGACUAUUAGAUAUCUACCAGCGGCUCCACAGCACUGAGGGAGCAUUCUUUGUUCCACAUGACAUGGAGGUUUCCAACCAGGAGCUCAAUUAUAUUGUAAAGAAGGCAGAGCAAUGGAGAGGCUUCAAUGGAGAGAGACACAAGGUGGCAGUGUAUGACUACAUCUGGACGGAGGAGGAGCCUGUGGUAGGAUUGGCACCACCUUCGGGCACGCCCAAUACCGGAUGUGAGACCAGCACCCAUUUAUCCAUCUACACACUGCACUUGAGCGGCCUGCGCCAUCAUUACAGACACUUCCUGAGACAACCUGAUGGAGCCAUUAUAGAGGUGAUGCAUGCUUCUGACAGUAAAGAGUUUCAGAGAUCAGAGGUGCAUGAGGAACAUGGGAGGAUGAAGAAUGUGAUGCAUCUCAGAGAGAGGAAGAGGAGAAAACCUGCCUGGCGAUCACACAGGGUUGAGCCUCUUGGAGGAAGUGCCUGUGACUCAAGCAAUGGAAUAAAAGAGCCCAGCCCAUAACCUUAAGUAGCCGCACAAUAAAAAUAAAAUAAAAUAAUAAAAUAAAUGCCUUU